AGAAGAGGCGCAAUUUAGACACACAAGCAGCCCCGGGCACUUGCACAACCCACUUUUUAUUUCCGUGUUACUUCCUUGUUCUGUCUAGUCUCUGGUGUUUUUCCGGAGAGAAAUAUGUAAACAGCGGUAACAUUUUUGGAUUCGACUACAUAUCAACGCGAGCGACACAAGUCUAAUCGUUUUUUUUCUUUAGAUCCCCGGCUUGCGGUUACAGAUUGGGACAGACUCGUUGAGGAGAUCAGGAGCUGUAGGACUUCUUCGCCCCAGUACUUCUCGUCGAUGGCAGACUCCCGAGAAAGAAGUAAAACGGGCGAAGAUGAGCCUCAGGGUGCAGUCGGGGGUGACGGUAAAUGUGACUAGGCGCAUGAGACUUUGAAAGGUCGUCAUCUAAAAUAUUGUCAACUAACAAACAAUAGGCUCCCGUCAGAAUCUUUACAUGCGGUCGAAGCUAGACUUCAUGUUCUCUGAUCUUUCAGCAUGUAGGCCUAGUUCUAGACUAAUUAGCGAAAUUGUGAAAACAGUCUUAGUGAGGUCGACUAUUUCAAAAAUAAACAAAUCUAGCACUAACAAUCUAGAAUUAUUUUGGCCUACACACUUUGGGCUUGGAAGUCCAUAGGAAUGUCCUCUGAGGUCACUUCACUGUAACAAAGUGUAAUACGAGGUCGGGAACUCUAGAAAGGGGCCAGAGUUGGAAUUCCGAGUUGUAUGACAGUUCAAAUACAUUUUUUUCCCGAGUUCACAGUGGUUUUGUAAGCACUGAAGUUGGAAGUCAGAGAUUUUCGAAUUCCCAGUUGUUUUGAACGCGGCAUAACUCUAACCCCCAAGUACAGUGAAGUACAAAGUCUACAUCAUGAAGUAAACAUAUGUCAACGACGAGAGAAUUAUGGAACAAGGAGCUAUUGUUUUAAGAGGGUAUGUCAUAGAGAGGAUCAGUGCAGAAAACCCAGGGAGGCAUUUGGCUCCAGAGGACCUUGGUGGCAGACCCAACGAACAAGAGGACCACCAAGUCAAAAACAUGGUACAACAGCUGCUGCUGAUCGCUGAUGACAUGAACAGAAAUGCUGAGCUACAACACCUAAUAAACAGAGUCCAGGUAAACUGUGCCCAGGAUGUGUUCUUCUCAGUGGCCAGGGAAAUCUUUGCAGAUGGUAUCAACUGGGGCAGAGUGGUCUCCCUGUUUCACUUGGCCUACAAGCUUAUUUACAAGGCACUGACACAGAACCACUUAGAAAGCAUCAAGAUGGUUAUUAACUGGGUAAUACAGUUCAUCAGGGAAAAUGUCUCCACUUGGAUCCGACAGCAAGGAGGAUGGGAGGCGGUUAUUAGCACCGUGUCACAUUGGCGUACGGUGUCGCUUGUGGCUGCAGUGGCUUUCGUGACGGUCAUGGUUUACUGGCGGAAAACACGCUGACAUCUCAGGAAGUGCCCUUGAUGAAAUCAAAGUGCUCUUAAAAUGUGUACAUUUCUCUGGGAACGGGCUAAUGUUAAACGGGUUAAUAUGUUAUGUCCUGUGCAGUAGAUUUGACUUUGGGGUAAUGGUGACAUAGUAAUCUCGUUUUAUAUGUUGAAUUGAUCUGAGAAGGAACAGUUGGUGCCUUUUGGUACAGUACUCCACACUGAGAAAGUAUUUAUUAGUACCAAUGUGAAACUGUAUUUUUCUAAAAAUGUUUUUCUAUUGCUCAAAAAAAGAACCUUGUAAAGUGUUUUAUUGAACAAUGUUUUUUGAACAUUAGAGGUUUUAUUGAAGCCCUAAUCUUCUAUUGAUUUGGAAUUAAAAGUAAGCCACUACAAUUUUUUCACAGCUCUAAAUAUAUAUUAUUUUUAUGUAUCUGAAUGGAACAAAUGUCUUUUUUAAAUUGUGGCACACAUGUUUAAUAAAAAUACUGUGUUUGAACUUU
Oncorhynchus kisutch (coho salmon) is the source of this 1898-nucleotide messenger RNA. Its product is annotated as apoptosis regulator BAX-like. The transcript has 6 exons. Gene Ontology annotation, molecular function: channel activity; BH domain binding. Gene Ontology annotation, cellular component: mitochondrial outer membrane. The coding region runs from base 884 to 1411 and encodes 175 amino acids. The record is from RefSeq and is a predicted model, not a curated record. Gene Ontology annotation, biological process: release of cytochrome c from mitochondria; extrinsic apoptotic signaling pathway in absence of ligand; regulation of apoptotic process. NCBI's taxonomy places the organism in Eukaryota, Metazoa, Chordata, Actinopteri, Salmoniformes, Salmonidae.